AUGGAGAAGUACUUUAUGCGUCACUUGUUGUACCCUGUACUGCUGCUAUUCUUGUUAUUGUGCUGUGCCGGCACGUCCUUUGCUGCUGUUGUACGGCACUUACCGCAGAAAGGAGAGAGUGCUUUGCAUGCGUACACUGUUGCCGAAGAUGAGAAGAGUGGGGAAAACUGGAGGCCCAUUCGCAUCAAAGUAUCCUCUGAUGACGUGGAUAAAGUGUUGGAGGAGUGUAAAAGAAAGUUGGAGAUAGCCAAAGACAGAAGGCCUGUGUGGUGGUCUAGAUGGAAUGAAAAGAAUAAUGUGCUGUGCAAUAAUGAAACUGGGAUAACCGAUGAAAAGAAGGACCUCUUACUGAACAAACUCUUACCCGCCGCGAUCAAGUUGCAUACAGAUCGUCUCAGCAUUGAACGGGAAAGAGGUGGAGUUGGGGUCUCUGCAAGCACCAUGACUCCACUCUCCUCGAUAGAUUGCCCAAAAAAAAUUUCUGAGUUGAGUAAAAAGGAAAGCUUCCCUAAAGCUGAUUUUGUGCUUUUUGUGGGUCUUGCUGAAUCUCAAACGCCAACGAGAGUAUGUUCUGAAGAAGAAAACAAACGACCAACUUCUGCACUGAUCCAUUUUGUACCGAAAGAGAUUGUGGACACGAGACACUUUGUCCGCACAGCAGCGCAUGAGAUUGCACAUUUACUUGGGUUUGAAGUGGGCCGUAUGCAAAACUAUGACAGGAUUAAAUAUGGAACAGUGGCGUCAAACAAGAAAGAGAAUGCUGUGUAUUCUGAAAUAAUGGAGAAGAAGAUGAGAGAACAUUACGGCUGUGUAGCGCAACUCGUUACCGGCAUGUACAUGGAGGAUGAGGGUGAUGGUCGCAGCAAGUUGCACUGGGAGCGAAGGAUUGCGAAGGAUGAAUUGAUGAGUCCAUACACAGAAGAACCAUCUGGCAUGUUCUACACUAAUCUGACACUUGCAGCAUUCCAUUCCUUGCCCUUCUACAGCGCGAACUUCAGCAUGGCAGAGCCGAUGAGCUGGGGGAAUAAAUCUGGAUGUGAUUUACUUCAUAAGACAUGCACAAAGGACAAGAAUGAAUUAAUGAAGUACACCAGCAUGUUCUGCGACGAAAACGGACCGGUCUUGCAGUGCACAUCUGACCGUUUCGCCCUUGGAACGUGUUCCUCCAAGUCACUGCCAGGUACCCUGCCUGGGGAGUACCACUACUUUACAAAGACUGCUGGACAGAAUGAGAUGACGAAUGGCUGUCCCAUCGUCAAACCAUUAAAGGAAACUACGUGUGAGAGUGGUAAUGUUGAACUGAUGCCUGGAAGUAUUGUGAGUAAAAUGUCACGGUGUCUGAAUGUGAAAGAGCCGGAGUUCAGCGAGGGAGAUCAGAGAAAUGGAGUGACCGUAAAGGGCAUUUGUGCAAAGGUAAAGUGUGAGAAUGGCAAGGUGAGUGUGCAAUACAAGGGUAUGAAAGAUACUCAUUGGAUUGAGUGCAGUGGUGAAAACGCCACCAUUAAACUGGAGAGUUCAGCAUUCAAAGGUGGGAGUAUUGUUUGCCCCAGAUACGAAGAAGUGUGCACAGGGUUGCCGGACUUAGUUGACGUUACUUCGACGGAAGAAGAAGAACAAGAAGUAGCACGACUUCCUGAGGUGGAUAACAAGGGUAACGAAGGUACUGCUGGUGAACCUGUGAGUAGUUCCAUUGUGGAAUCAGAAACCAAUAUGCGGUCAGAGAGAACCCCCGUGAGUGAAGGAAGUUACGGUGUAUCUUCCCAAACCCCAAUUGUCCCUCAAGCCCACGAAUCCAAUCCUGUGAGGGGUGACGUUGAUGGUUCCACGGGUAAAGAAGAUGCUGCAGUUGAGGAAAGCAAACUAUCCAACAAUGUGAGUGGUUCACGUGACAAUUCCGCAAAACCACAAGGGAGCGACCAAGAGAAAAACGUAUUACCACCAUCUGAGGUCCCAGGCAGCAGCGACAUCACCCAUUCAGACAACAGAUACAACUUUACUGAUGUGAGUGGUGACUCAACCCACGUGCAGCAGGGUGUUUCCAGUAUCCAUAUGGGUAUUGUUGGUGUCGAAGGUACUGACAAGAGUCUCAGGACACCGUACACUGCCUCUCUUGCACUACUUGUGUGUGUGCUUGCAGUAGUGCUGGUUCCAUGA
Molecule: messenger RNA, 2154 nt
Organism: Trypanosoma theileri
Lineage: Eukaryota; Euglenozoa; Kinetoplastea; Trypanosomatida; Trypanosomatidae
Product: surface protease GP63
Exons: 1
Coding region: 1-2154 (717 amino acids)
Biological process (GO): cell adhesion; proteolysis
Cellular component (GO): cytoplasm; membrane
Molecular function (GO): metalloendopeptidase activity
Source: RefSeq, a predicted model, not a curated record